AUGGUCUGUGGCACCGUGGCCUCAUGGUCCGUGGCCUCGUGGACCACGGGACCACGGACCACGGGACCACGAGGCCACGGACCACAAGGCCACGGACCACGGUGCCACGGACCACGAGGCCACGGACCACGGUGCCACGGACCACAGUGCCACGGACGAGGCCACGAACCACGGACCACGAGGCCACGGACCACGGUGCCACGGACGAGGCCACGGACCACGAGGCCACGGACCACGGUGCCACGGACCACGAGGCCACGGUGCCACGAGGCCACGGUGCCACGAGGCCACGGUGCCACGGACCACGGUGCCACGGACCACGGUGCCACGGUGCCACGGACCACGGUGCCACGGACCACGGUGCCACGGACCACGAGGCCACAGACCACGAGGCCACGAGGCCACGGUGCCACGGACCACGGUGCCACGGACCACGGUGCCACGGACCACAAGGACUCGGACCACGAGGACACAGACCACGAGGACACGAGGACACAGACCACGAGGCCACGGACCACGGUGCCACGGACCACGAGGUCACGGUGCCACGGACCACGGUGCCACGGACCACGAGGCCACGGACCACGGGACCACGAGGCCACGGACCACGAGGCCACGGACGACGGUGCCACGGACCACGAGGCCACGGGCCACGAGGCCACGGGCCACGGUGCCACGGGCCACGGACCACGAGGCCACGGACCACGAGGCCACGGUGCCACGGACCACGAGGCCACGAGGCCACGAGGCCACGGACCACGGUGCCACGGACCACGAGGCCACGGUGCCAUGGGUCACGGUGCCACGGGUCACAAGGCUACAGACCACGAGGCCACGGACCAUGAGGCCAUGGGUCACAGUGCCACGGGUCACGGUGCCACAAGGGAGAGCCACUAG
Messenger RNA from Gracilinanus agilis (Agile Gracile Mouse Opossum), 897 nucleotides. Its product is annotated as salivary glue protein Sgs-3-like. The transcript has a single exon. NCBI's taxonomy places the organism in Eukaryota, Metazoa, Chordata, Mammalia, Didelphimorphia, Didelphidae. The record is from RefSeq and is a predicted model, not a curated record. Bases 1 to 897 code for a protein of 298 amino acids.